UUCUUGGACCAACUGCUCGGGUCAACUUGUCGUCAAACGUGCGCCGUGUUUGCUCGGUGGCUCGUGGCGCAGCUGAGUUUCAGUCGGCGAGGGGAGGAAAAGUUUUCAGCCCAGGAAUUCCGUAGUUCUCCUUCCUCCAUUUUGAACUUUUAAACUCCGGGGUUUAGUAGCGGACUGUUGUCGACACAAUGACGACCAUCAACACAGCAAACAUCAACUUUAAAUGGGAUCCAAAGAGUCUGGAGAUCCGCACUCUUGCAGUGGAGAGGCUGCUUGAGCCCCUGGUCACCCAGGUAACCACUUUGGUAAACUCCAGCAACAAAGGUCCAUCUAACAAGAAGAAGGGACGCUCAAAGAAGGCUCAUGUUUUGGCUGCUUCAGUGGAAAAUGCUACCGAGAACUUCCUGGAGAAAGGAGAAAAGAUUGCAAAGGAAAGUCAGUUCCUCAAGGAUGAGCUGACUGCAGCUGUGGAAGAUGUCCGCAAGCAAGGUGACUCCAUGCGCCAGUCUUCUGGAGAAUUUGCAGAAGACCCCUGCUCUUCUGUGAAGAGGGGUAAUAUGGUUCGUGCUGCCAGAGCCCUCCUGUCAGCAGUCACACAUCUGUUGGUGCUGGCUGACAUGUCUGAUGUCUACAAACUUCUACUGCAACUGAAACUGGUGGAGGACAGUCUGGUGAAAGUGCGUAAUGCAGGAACAGAACAGGACCUGGGAAUUCAAUAUAAAGCCUUGAAGCCAGAGGUGGACAAGCUGAAUAUGAUGGCUGCCAAGAGACAACAGGAACUAAAGGAUGUCCAGCACAAAGACCAAAUGGCUGCUGCUCGUGGGAUUCUCCAGAGGAACAUCCCCAUGCUGUACACAGCAUCCCGUGCCUGCCUCCAGCACCCCGACGUGGCAGCCUACAAGGCUAACCGUGACCUCAUCUACAAACAGCUGCAGCAUGCAGUCUCUGGAAUCUCCAACGCCGCCCAGGCCACCGCAUCUGAGGACUCUGCACUCAAUCAUCCAGCAGGGGGAGGAGAACUUGCCUAUGCCCUCAACAAUUUUGAUAAACAAAUCAUCGUGGACCCUCUGGCGUUUAGUGAGGAGCGUUUCCGUCCCUCCCUGGAGGAGCGCCUUGAGAGCAUUAUCAGUGGUGCUGCCCUCAUGGCCGACUCAUCUUGCACACGUGAUGACCGCAGAGAGCGUAUCGUGGCCGAAUGCAAUUCUGUGCGCCAGGCUCUUCAGGACCUUCUGUCCGAGUAUAUGGGCAACGCUGGAAGGAAGGACAGGAGUGAUGCUCUUAACACGGCCAUCGACAGGAUGACAAAGAAAACCAGAGACCUUCGCAGACAGCUGCGUAAAGCUGUAAUGGACCAUGUCUCCGACUCCUUUUUGGAGACUAAUGUUCCCCUUUUGGUCCUGAUCGAAGCUGCGAAGAACGGCAACGAGAAAGAAGUCAAGGAAUAUGCCCAGGUGUUCCGCGAGCAUGCCAACAAACUGAUCGAGGUUGCCAACCUGGCAUGCUCCAUCUCAAACAAUGAGGAAGGAGUGAAACUGGUUCGCAUGGCAGCAUCUCAACUGGAAACUCUAUGCCCACAGGUGAUUAAUGCAGCGUUAGCCCUUGCUGCGAAGCCAAACAGUAAGGUGGCCCAGGACAAUAUGGAUUUGUUCAAGGAGCAGUGGGAGAAGCAGGUUCGCGUCCUCACUGAUGCUGUUGAUGACAUAACAUCCAUUGACGACUUCCUUUGUGUGUCUGAGAACCACAUCCUGGAGGAUGUGAACAAGUGUGUCAUCGCUCUGCAGGAGAAAGAUGUUGAUGGGUUGGAUCGCACUGCCGGGGCGAUUCGAGGACGAGCUGCAAGAGUCGUCCAUGUGGUCACUUGUGAAAUGGACAAUUAUGAACCUGGAAUCUACACAGAGAAAGUGUUGGAGGCCACCAAGCUCCUCACUAACCAAGUCAUGCCACGGUUCACCGAGCAAGUGGAGUCUGCGGUGGAGGCCUUGAGUUCAAAUCCUUCACAACCUGUGGACGAGAACGAGUUCAUCGACGCAUCCCGUCUGGUAUAUGAUGGCAUUCGCGACAUCCGCAAGGCUGUCCUCAUGAUCCGAACUCCAGAGGAGUUGGACGACUCCGACUUCGAGACUGAGGACUUUGAUGUUCGCAGCAGGACCAGCGUGCAGACAGAGGAUGACCAGUGUAUUGCUGGCCAGAGUGCACGGGCUAUCAUGGCCCAGUUGCCCCAGGAGCAGAGGGCGAUUAUUGCAGAACAAGUGGCUAGCUUCCAAGAAGAGAAGAGCAAGCUGGAUGCUGAGGUAUCCAAGUGGGAUGACAGCGGCAAUGACAUCAUUGUGUUGGCCAAGCAGAUGUGCAUGAUCAUGAUGGAGAUGACAGACUUCACCAGAGGAAAAGGGCCACUGAAGAAUACGUCUGAUGUCAUCAGCGCUGCCAAAAAAAUCGCGGAGGCAGGAUCAAGGAUGGACAAGCUGGGCCGCACCAUUGCUGACAAUUGCCCCGACUCUACCUGCAAGCAGGACCUGCUGGCCUACCUGCAGCGUAUCGCCCUGUACUGUCACCAGCUCAACAUCUGCAGCAAAGUCAAGGCCGAGGUUCAGAACCUGGGAGGAGAGAUGGUGGUGUCGGGGCUGGACAGCGCCAUGUCUCUCAUCCAGGCUGCAAAGAACCUGAUGAACACUGUGGUGUCCACCGUCAAGGCCUCCUACGUGGCAUCCACUAAGUACCAGAAGAGCAAAGGCAUGGAGUCCCUCAACAUGCCGGCCAUCUCCUGGAGGAUGAAAGCUCCUGAGAAGAAGCCUCUGGUGAAGAGAGAGAAGCAGGAUGACCAGUCCAACAGAGUCAAGAGAUCCUCGCAAAAGAAGCACAUCAACCCUGUGCAGGCUCUGAGCGAGUUCAAAGCCAUGGACAGCAUCUAGACGCGUCUGCGUUUGAUUCCAGACAGAAAAAUAUUGACCGUUUAUAUAGAGAUCGAGCUCGUCGUUCUUUCAAAGAGAAAAAAAAAAGUUUCAACAUAUUUGUUCUAUCUUCCUAUAGACGGCUUGUUUGUUUGACCAAUUAUAUUCCUACACGGCCUAAUUUCUCUUCCAUAAGUUCAGAUGUGCUCUAGCCUGUAGUAUUAACUGUCUCUUAUCUGGAAAAUACAGUCAGAGGGAAAUCAACUGGACAAAAGCAUUUUUUUUUUUUUAUAUUUUUCCUUUUCCUCUCAAGUUAAGGAGGAAAGGGUGUUGAUUUCAUAGAUGUUAUACAAAUUUAUUCCAGGAGGCAUUUAAUUGUUGUGUUCUAACCAGUUUUAAAGUAAUACUAUGGGGUCUCUGGUGUUUUACGAUGUAAUGUUUGAUAAAGGCAAAAAUACCCUCUGAACUGCAGAUGUCAACUAUGCAAAAUCUCAACUGCCUUAUUGUAGUUCACAUGGAUGUGCUGGGUUAACUAAUAGAUAUAAUUAUGUUAUGGUUCAGCCUGAAAGAACCAAAGUCAAUCUAUUUCCACGUAACCCUACAUUUCUCUAAUUGUAAACAUUGUUAUGCUACUAUAAACAGUGAAAUACGUUUAAACAGAUUUAUAAACACUGUUUUCAAACUCCUGAUUUAUACACAGCCUGUUAACAUUCGGACUGACCAUGUCAUUUUUUUUUUAUUUAAUCAUACAUUCAUUUUUUUUUUUAAAGUUAUUUUUAUGUUCACAUGAUGCAGUAAACCAAAGGUCUUCUCAGGCUUCUGUUUUGCUACAGGACUGGUACAUGUCCCCUAUCGUAAACUUGGGGUACACAGAUCUACGCAGUCCAAACUUUGUAAAGAAGCCUCGACGCUGCUCAGUCAAGGAGAACCCAGUGGACUAAACUAGGACUCGACCACCUGCUGGUCCUCUCCACAGCAGAUGAGCUUCAUUAAAUGUCAAUGAGACCAAACACUUUCCACAAUCGCCGAAUGAGACCAGCUUGAGGGAUCAAUAUGUUUUGUCUACACAGUUUGGAGGUAUUUGAGGAACAUGGGAUUUCCGUGACUUUGAAGUCUCCUUGUUAGUCUUCUUAUUCUUACUGUUAAACUCUAAUCAACAUUUUGUUAUGCUGAGCAUAAUCUUAAAAAAAAAAAAAAAAACUAGAAACAAGUUGCGAGGUGCUGGAGCUUUAAAAUAAACCAGGAUGACGUUUUUCUGUACUUCAGGCAGCAGCUGUGGGGUGGUCACUGUGCUGCUUGUUCUCCAGUCGUACAGAUUUCUGCUGCGUUGGUGAAAAGCGAGGCUCUGGAAUCCUGCUGCUUUGGACGUGGGGCCAAAUCUUUUGUUUGGCUCGUUUGACAUCUGUGAACUGUAGCAGGGUGAGCAGGUAUAUGGUGAUUCGAUGGGUUGAUUUUUAUAUACGGUAGAACUUCCAGUAUGUUUAUCCUCAAAGUUUGUUUUCCUAAUGCUGUAUUAGAGUUUAGAUUUCAAUCUGGAGUGACAUCAAACUACUUUGCUGUGGAUUUAUUUUUUUUGUUUGUUCUUGAGAGCUGACUUAUUAUUGCACACGUUUCUCAAAUUCAUGUGCCCGCUUUAUACCCUAAUAAACAAUUGAAAUUAAA
Messenger RNA from Pleuronectes platessa (European plaice), 4550 nucleotides. RefSeq names its product catenin (cadherin-associated protein), alpha 1 (gene ctnna1). The coding region runs from base 189 to 2909 and encodes 906 amino acids. The record is from RefSeq and is a predicted model, not a curated record. Gene Ontology annotation, biological process: cell-cell adhesion; cell migration. Gene Ontology annotation, cellular component: adherens junction; catenin complex; actin cytoskeleton. The transcript is spliced from 18 exons. Lineage: Eukaryota; Metazoa; Chordata; Actinopteri; Pleuronectiformes; Pleuronectidae. Gene Ontology annotation, molecular function: beta-catenin binding; structural molecule activity; actin filament binding.